GGAGGGAGCGCGGAGGGACGGAGGCGGAGGGCCGGGGAGCGGCGGGUGUAGCUCAGCCCGAGCCCGAGCCCGAGCCCGAGCCCGAACCCGAACCCGAGGCCGAGCCCGGGAGCGCCGAGCCCGGUUGGGGACCCCCUCCCAUUCAUGGAGCAGGCAUCCACCAUGGCUGAGCCCCGGGGCACUGUAGACCAUGGAGUCCAGAUUCGCUUCAUUACAGAGCCAGUGGGUGAUGCAGAGAUGGGCACCCUACGUCGUGGUGGGCGACGUCCAGCUAAGGAUGCAAGAGCCAAUACCUAUGGGGUUGCUGUGCGUGUGCAGGGCAUUGCUGGACAGCCCUUUGUAGUGCUCAACAGUGGGGAGCAAGGUGGUGACUCCUUUGGAGUCCAGAUCAAGGGGUCCAACAACAUAGGGGCUCCGGGAGCGCUGAGCUCUGACUCGGAAUUCCCUGAGAGCUCCUACUCUCAUGCCAAGGAAUUUCCUGCCCGCUCACAGGGCAGUAUGUCUGAUGAGGAGCCUGGGGCCCACUGGAAUGGAAGGCUACUCAGAUCCCAGUCCCAGGCCUCACUGACAGGCCCUGCUCCUGUGAGUCCGAGUACCAGGAGCACUAGCCUUCUGGAGCUGGCCCCCCAGGGAGCUUCCCCAGGGAGCACCAUUGACACUGCACCCCUGUCUUCAGUGGACUCACUCAUCAACAAGUUUGACGGUCACCAUGGGGGGCAGGCCCGGGGGCGGACUGGCCGGCGCAUGCGUACUCUGCCCCCUGAACAACGCAAGCGGAGCCAAAGCCUGGACAACCGGCUCCCACGGGAUACCGUUGAGGAACGGGAGCGUCGGUCCCCCAACCACUGGACUCCUAGCACAAAGCAUGACAGCCACAUGGGCAGCUCUAGGCAGUUGACCCAGAGCCAGAGCUCUCUUGGUGACUUUAGCCAUUCCCAUCAGACCCAGGACUGGGUUCUGCAGAGUUUUGAGGAGCCACGGGGGAGAGCCCAGGAUCCUGGCAUGCUGCAGUUCAAAUCAACUCCAGAUCUUCUCCGAGACCAGCAGGAGACAGCACCACCAGGCAGUGUGGACCAUGUGAAGGCCACCAUCUACAGCAUCCUGAGGGAGGGAAGCUCAGAAAGCGAAACGUCUGUGAGGAGGAAGGUCAGUUUGGUGCUGGAACAGAUGCAGCCUCUGGUGCAGAUGACUUCUCCUGUGUCUGCUAAGGCCCUGGCUGGGCAGAGCGAGCUCACCCGAAAAGUGGAGGAGCUGCAGCAAAAGCUGGAUGACGAGGUGAAGAAGCGACAAAAACUAGAGCCAUCCCAGGUUGGUCUGGAGCAGCAGCUGGAGGAAAAGGAAAAAGAGUGCAGCCGGCUGCAGCAGCUGCUGGAGAGGAAGCAAGGGGAGGCCCAGCAGAGCACCAAAGAGCUCCAGAACAUGAAGCUCCUUGUGGAUCAGGGUGAAAGGGUAAGACAUGGGCUGGAGACCCAAGUGAUGGAGCUGCAGGACAAGCUGAAACAGGCCCAGGGAUCAGAGUCUGCUAAGGAGGCGCUAAGAAAGGACCUGUCAGAGACCCGGCAGCUUCUGGAAGAGGUGUUGGAGGGGAAACAGCGGAUAGAGGAGCAGCUGAGACUGCGGGAGCGGGAGCUGACAGCCCUGAAGGGGGCCCUGAAGGAGGAGGUGGCCUCCCGUGACCAGGAGUUGGAAAGCGUCCGGCAGCAGUACCAGCGAGAUGCAGAACAGCUUCGCCAGAGUAUGCAGGAUGCCACCCAGGACCAUGCUGCCUUAGAGGUGGAGAGGCAGAAGAUGUCAACCCUGGUGCGGGAGCUGCAGAGGGAGCUGGAGGAGACCUCAGAGGAGACAGGGCAUUGGCAGAGCAUGUUCCAAAAGAACAAGGAGGAGCUUAGAGCCACCAAGCAGGAACUCCUGCAGCUGCGGAUGGAGAAGGAGGAGAUGGAAGAGGAGCUUGGGGAGAAGAUGGAUGUCUUACAGAGGGAGUUAGGGCAGGCCCGGGCUGGUGCUGCAGAUACUCGCCAAAUGGAGGAGCUCAAGAAGGAGCUGCGCCAGACCCAGUGGGAACUUAAGGAACUGAGAGAAGAGCAGCAGAGCCAGGAGGUGGCUGGGCACCACCGGGAGCAGGAGUUGGAGAAGCAGCUGAAGGUUGAGUCUGAUCGAGGUCGGGGGUUGGAACAGCAGAACCUCCAGCUACAAAAGAUCGUCCAGCAACUGAGACAGGACUGUGAAGAGGCUUCCAAGGCUCAGGCGGCAGCAGAGGCAGAGGUGGCAGUGCUGGGGCAGCGGCGGGCAGCCAUGGAAACCACACUUCGGGAGACCCAGGAGGAGAAUGACGAGUUCCGACGGAGCAUCCUGGGUCUGGAGCAGCAGCUGAAGGAGGCCCGGGGCCUGGCGGAAGGUGGGGAAGUGGCGGAGGCAAGGCUUCGGGGCAAGGUGCAGCGGCUAGAGGCUGAGAAACAGCGGCUGGAUGAGGCCCUGAAUGCAGCUCAGGAAGAGUCAGGGAGCCUGGCAGCUGCCAAGCGGGCACUGGAGGCCCGGUUGGAGGAGGCCCAGCGGGGGCUGGCCCGCUUGGGGCAGGAGCAGCAGGCACUGAACCGGGCUUUAGAGGAGGAGGGGAAGCAGCGGGAGGCACUCCGGCGGGGCAAGGCUGAGCUGGAGGAGCAGAAGCGCUUGCUGGACAAGACUGUUUGCCAGCUGAACAAAGAGUUGGAGCAGAUUGGGAAUGACUCUAAGCAGGCCCUGCAGGAGCUGCAGGCCCAGCUGGAGGAUUACAAGGAGAAGGCCCGGCGGGAGGUGGCGGAUGCCCAGCGCCAGGCCAAGGAGUGGGCCAGUGAGGCUGAGAAGAACUCAGGGGGGCUGAGCCGGCUUCAGGAUGAGACCCAGAGGCUACGGCAGGCCCUGCAGGCGUCUCAGGCUGACCGGGACACAGCCCGGCUGGACAAAGAGCUGCUGGCCCAGCGAUUGCAAGGGCUGGAGCAAGAGGCAGAGAGCAAAAAGCGUUCCCAGGAUGACAGGACCCGGCAACUCAAGGGUCUUGAGGGAAAUCGGGCUGCCCCACUGAGGAAUCGAUUCGGGGGUUUGUCAUCCUGCCAAGGGCCAAGACUAGAGCAGGCGCCACCACCCUCUCCCCUCAAUGCCACGCCUGGUCAGCAGAGGGUGCUAGCUCCGUGGUGGCUCUGGGCAGGGGCGAAGACAGCUGGUUGUGGGGACAUGGGAAACAGCAAGGAGAAAGUCUCACGGCUGGAAGCGGAAUUAGAUGAGGAGAGGAGCACCGUGGAGCUGCUGACAGAACGCAUGAAUCGUGGCCGGGACCAGGUGGACCAGCUGAGGGCAGAGCUCAUGCAGGAGAGGUCCGCUCGACAGGACCUGGAGUGUGACAAAAUCUCCCUGGAGAGACAGAACAAGGACUUGAAGAGCCGCUUGGCUAGCUCAGAAGGCUUCCAGAAACCCAGCGCCAGCAUCUCUCAGCUUGAAUCCCAGAAUCGGGAGUUGCAGGAGCGGCUGCAAACUGAAGAGAGGGAGAAGACUGUUCUGCAGUCUACCAACCGAAAACUGGAACGGAGGGUUAAAGAGCUGUCCAUCCAAAUCGAUGAUGAGCGGCAGCAUGUCAAUGACCAGAAGGACCAGCUAAGCCUGAGGGUGAAGGCUUUGAAGCGGCAGGUGGACGAAGCAGAAGAGGAGAUUGAACGACUCGAUGGCCUGAGGAAGAAGGCCCAGCGUGAGCUGGAAGAGCAGCAUGAGGUCAAUGAACAGCUCCAGGCCCGGAUCAAAACCCUAGAGAAGGACUCCUGGCGCAAAGCUUCCCGCUCAGCUGCUGAGUCAACCCAGCAUGAAGGGCUGAGCUCAGAUGAGGAAUAUGACAGCUUCUACGACCCUUCUUCCAUUGCAUCACUGCUUACGGAAAGCAACCUGCAGACCAGCUCUUGUUAGCUUGGAUCCACGAGGGACCAGAGACCACACUUGCAGCCUGCCCUGGCCAGGCCUGCACUGCCCUGCCAAGCCUCGAAUUCCUCAUUCCUGGAGGGGGAACCCAAUUAUUAAGCCCUAAGAACGGGAAGGGUAUGUGUGAUGGUAAUAAAAAAGGCAUUGGCACUAAGCCGGUGAACAGGCUUUCCCUUUCCUCUGGAGGAGUGGGUAUUUUAGGCCAACUGAGCCCUUCCCUUAAGUCUUUUUCUUCCCUCACAGCAAUAGGAUGGUCACCAUAGGGGGAUUGAGCAUGUUAGGAAGGGAUAGACAUUGCCACAUAUAUAAAGCUUUAUUUCUUUAACCCUUAACCCUCAGGCUCAGGGAAAUACCUUUGUGAUUUUUGCUCCCAUGACUCCUGCAGUAUGUUUUCCUCCCACUCUGGAGCAGGGUGAAGGGAACAUUAUGGAUAAUAGACACACUGGGGUGGCUCUAUCCAGCUCGUGGAUGCUCCUCUUUGCACAGUCAUGGGACCCAUAUGGUAGUCCCCACCCCUCUCCACUCCUUUAUAUUUUGUCUUCCUCAAGCCAGUGGAUCCAAGGGAUCUGUUCUCCCCUUCCUGUCUUCAUCAUCCUACCUUCCUUUCCUUUUGGUGCCUUAGACAGGGUGAGGAAAUAAGGAUGUUCUUCUUGCCUUCUAUACCUGCACAUUCAUACCUCUCCAAGGACCAAUCUUUCCCCCACCAGGGCCCUCAGCUUCCCCAGCUGCCCCAGUCUAGAGAGUUAUUGGCUCAUUUACUGAUGAGCCCUUGCGGGAGGGACUUUGGUAGGACUGUGAUAAGGUUGUGGGGCUUGGUUCUGCUCAGGGUUUCCAUGUUUCCUCCUGUCUUUCUGUGACUAUCGAUGUGUUUGUAAGGGAGUUGCAUCUGGGAACCCUGAUAACUGUCUGCAUGAGUUUGAAAAGCAGAGGUCUUUCUCGUGGCUUCUCUGACCCAGAUGUGCCCAACCUCAGUAGGGAAUCAGGGGAUCCUCAUUAUCUCAGGAGCUUGGACCUGACACAGGGCUUCCUGCCUAGGCCUAAAGAUGGACUCUUCGUAGAAAUGGGUAGAGGCAAUGGAAGAUUUAUUCCCCUCUUGGGUUUUGGGAAGAGCCAAGCCCUGGUAGGGAGGAGGUAAGCCUGCUUAUUUCCUGAGCGGGUUCUGUAAGGAGCCUAGGGGAAGAAGAAAGCUGUUUUCACCAAUGACUUGUAAUUUCAUGAUUUUUU
This is a messenger RNA of Lutra lutra (Eurasian river otter), 5163 nucleotides long. RefSeq names its product cingulin (gene CGN). Bases 145 to 3927 code for a protein of 1260 amino acids. Lineage: Eukaryota; Metazoa; Chordata; Mammalia; Carnivora; Mustelidae. Gene Ontology annotation, cellular component: myosin complex. The record is from RefSeq and is a predicted model, not a curated record. The transcript is spliced from 22 exons.